This is a messenger RNA of Petromyzon marinus (sea lamprey), 8415 nucleotides long. RefSeq names its product cartilage intermediate layer protein 1-like. The record is from RefSeq and is a predicted model, not a curated record. Lineage: Eukaryota; Metazoa; Chordata; Hyperoartia; Petromyzontiformes; Petromyzontidae.
UACCGAUAGAACCAAGAAUAUGAAUCCCUGCAGUCACGAAAGCUUCAAAUCAAAAUUUAACUGUGCAUGUAUUUCAGACAAUUCAAAUGCAUGCCUCAGACAUGAAAAGCGGUUCAACAAUUAGGAAAUGUGCACCGAAUAGCAAGCCGUGUACAUGCACGCCACACUUUCAAACAGACCAAGAAGACUGCCGUUUGGAUUCAACAGUGAUUAAGAGUAAUUUGGGCGGCUCUGAGUGGUCGCAUAUUAUUUUUACACACAUGCCCCAGGUCUGGAUCUCAUUUCCGCAUUUGCUAUCGCUUUCGUGCGCACAAAAAAGAGGGCACAUGGCUCGGAAUCAAACACGGUCUGUGGGCUGAAGCCUCACUUGGUAUCCAGUGCAGUAUUCAGCAGACAGUGGCUGUGGGCAUUAUUUCUUCACUGAUGGGGUACCACUUAUUAUAGCAAAAGCAAAUAAUGACAUAAGCAUUUACAGAAUGUGUAUGUUCAUUAAAUAAACGCAUGCUUGUUUCUUUUAAUUAAAUAAAUAGUGCAAUUGUAAGAUUUUCUAGUAAUGGAAAUAAUAGGCAAUGCUUUUACUGACUUCUCAAGAAUGCAAAAUACAUGACUGGCUUCAGUACAGAAUAGCAUAUUACAAUAUGACGUUUCAGCCGCAAUAUUUUCCUUUCUCGUGUGUUCUUUUGUGAUGUAUUUCCCCCCACUAAUAUUUUAUUAAAUCAUGAAUAAUCUCCGUCUCUAUUAGCACGGUUGGCUACGUACGGUGCGAAAGAAGUUCAACAUACCUACAUAAUCAUGCGUGCACAUGUAUACAGCAUCCACCACUGUUUGGUUUGCCAGGAUAAUGAAUCGCAAUUAUUUGGAUCGUGGUACGAGGUUAAAAGGUCGUUAAAUUGCUUUAGACUAUGCUUCAAAUUAUACACUUCCAUGAUUCACGGGUGAUUCGCUGUAAGUAAUCGCGUUUGCUGACCGCGCCUUCCCCCGCUGGUCGACCUGAUAAACGCGUGCACUUUUCCAUCUGGGUCCGGUCCUGGCCACUUGGUCAAUGGGAAUUUUUUUUUGUUCAAAUAAAAAAACCCCCCCACCGAAUUCCAAUUGCGAGCCAUCAUCGACCAGAGCAAAGCAAAAAAAGAAGAAGACUGGGAAUCAAAUCUGCGUUCUCUUCGGCGAGCUGUACAUCACAGCAGUUGGACAACAGUGGGCGGGCUUGACGCUAUAGGAUUAUAAGGUGUUUACAGGAUCUUAUAAAACCCGUGAAAGGAAUAGAACUGGCCUGACCAAGCUGCAGUUCUGAAAUGAAAUUUAAGAGCCCCGGGGGACACAGAGGCGUGCGUAUAAAACCGUGGGAUUUGCAGUGGGAAGACCAAAGCGGUGAGCACCAUCCGACGGAGGGCUACUUGAAUUCCGCUGCGGAGGCUGCAUGAGACUUCUCAAUUCAGACAUCUGGUCAUCCGCAACGAUAAGCGCGUAACUGUGACGGCUCCGCUCUUGUUGGGUGAGUUCACGAAAAAAAGGUGGGCAAUACAGCUGUGGCGUUACAUUCUGCAUGAGAGAUUAGAAGACAUCCGGGUCCACACGUUGCAACAGGACCUACAAGCAUGGGGGUGGUCGGGGCGCUACUGCUGUCCUGCGCAUGCCUCUUGGCCACCGUACUAGGAUCUCGGAUGAGUGGUCCCAAGGCUUCUCAGAACCAGGCCAUGUUAGUGCAGAGCAAAAACUAUCCGAACAUGCUGGAGAACCAUGGCUACAGCGAGUGGACCUCGUGGUUUAACAUUGACCACCCGGGUGGGAGCGGCGAUCACGAGCGGCUGGAGGCAAUCCGGUUCUACUACCGCACGCGCGUCUGCCCAUCUCCACUGGCUAUCGAGGCGCGCACCACGGCGUGGGUGCCAGCUGCCAGCACGGGCGAGAGGGUGCACAUGAGUCCUCAAGAGGGCUUCUGGUGUCUCAACCACGAACAGCCCGGCCAAGCGAAUUGCUCCAAUUACCACGUGCGCUUCCGCUGCCCAAUCGUGGACAAGAAGUGGUCCGACUGGGGCUCCUGGAGCUCGUGCAGCGCAAGCUGCGGUCGCGCCGGCUACCAGACGCGCAGCCGGCUCUGCGUCUCUACGGGAGCCAUCGUUCCGCAGAGGACGCAGUGCGAGGGCAAGGGCGUGCAGGGUCGCCUGUGCUCCAAGACAUGCCCAGCCGUUCACGGAAAUUGGACGACCUGGAGCAAGUGGUCGCUGUGCAGCGUGUCGUGCGGGAAUGGGCAACAGCUGCGCCAGCGAUGGUGCUCCAACCCCGCACCCAAGUACGGGGGGCUGGACUGCACGGGGGCCGCCCUGCAAAGCCGCUUGUGUGCCAAACCUACCUGUCCAGAAACGGUCACAAGGAGAAUGGUGUCUGCUCACAAGCCACCAGCACCUCUGCCAACUCCAGCGAAUAAGCCGGCAUGCAGUCUGGCCUGCACCGUGGGGCACGUGAACGCGGCGUGCGACGCGUGCGUGUGCGACGGUCACCUCCUGGACGGAGCCGUGUUCGGCGCAGCCCGCACCCCGCUUGCCGGGGCUCGGGUCACACUGCUGGAGGGUCUCUCUCAGAGGUGGCUCGCCGUGUCGGAUGCCCACGGAUCUUUCCGCGUGCCGGAUGUGUGCCCGAGCCGAGGGGCACGCCUCGCGAUCGAGCACGACAAGCACGUGCCGAUGACGGCGCCAAUCCUCUGGGCCCAAGGGCUGUCGACCGUCUUCAGCGUGCAGCUGAAGCGCGCGGAAAAACCACACAUCACCAAACACCCAGAGGGCAGAAUGCGCUACGAAGGACAAGGCGUGAGUUUGUGCUGUAAAGCGGAGGGAACGCCAACGCCAGAAAAAUACUCGUGGUAUCACAAUGACACUCUGCUAGACCAGGAGGUGUAUAAGCAUGGCAACCUCGUGCUGAAAAAUCUAAAGACGUCGCAAGCAGGAGAAUACUAUUGCAAGGCAACAAACAUUGCUGGCUCCAUAAAAUCUUCACCAGCUACCCUAUAUGUCGUGGAAAAGGGUAAUUCCCCAUGUGACCCAAAGCCUGAGCCAAACUUGAUAAGGCUUCCACACGACUGCUUCCAGAAACACACAAACUCGUUUUUCAUCGACGUGGGGAAUUGUCCCAAGAAGGUGUGCGUCAAGGAACUCGACUUCGACCUGCGCUGCAAGGACAGCGUCAGCCACUGCUGCGGCAUCACCAGGAUGGAGAAGCGGGACAUCCAGUGCAAUGGCUACACGCUGCCCACCAUGGUGGCGGCCGAGUGCGGCUGUAAGAAGUGCACGCAGACCAAGAUGAUUGUGCGCGGGAGGGCUGUGGCUGACGACAACGGGGAGCCGAUGAGGUUCGGCCAGAUGUUCAUCGGCAACAUUGCCAUCGGGUUCACCGGCUACAAAGGCGACUUCAACCUGCAGGUGCCUCCGGGCACGGAGAGGCUCGUGGUGACCUUUGUGGACAGGUUUGGGAAGUUUGUGAACAGCACCAAGGUCCUGCUCUUCAACCACAAGGGAGGAACGGUCUUCCACAACAUCAAGUUGCAGAGAAAGAAGCCCGCCAUUCCCAUCGCUUCCACUGUCACCAACACGAUUAGCCUGGGUGAGAUAGAGGGGGAGGAUCCAGUUGGGCAAAUCGAAAUUCCGCCCAACUCAUUCUACAAGUUGAAUGGGGAGCUGUACAACGGCACUGUGCAGGCCAGCGUCACUUUCCUGGAUCCACGAAACAUCACGACGAUGUCGUCUGCCUCGAGCGACUUGAAUUUUGUAAAUGACAAUGGCGAUGUGUUUCCCUUGCGUACAUAUGGCAUGUUUUCUGUUGACUUUAAGGCGGAAAAUUUGCAGGAGCCUCUGAACGUCGGACAGGUUAAGGUUUUUCUCGACUCGGCACAGGUUAAAAUGCCACAGCAUCUGAAAUCAAUGAAACUGUGGUCUUUAAAUCCAGAGACCGGGAUCUGGGAUGAAGAAAGCAACUUCCUGUACGAAAAAUCCAAAAGGCGAAAGAGGGAAGAGCGCACAUUUCUCAUAGGAAACGUGGAAAUUAGAGAACGCCGGUUGUUUAACCUCGAUGUUCCGGAAAAUCGCAGGUGUUAUGUUAAGGUGCGUGUUUACAGAAGUGACAGAUUCUUUCACAGCGAGCAGCUUGAGGGUGUAGUGGUCAGCCUGAUUAAUAUGGAGCCGCAGGAAGGGUUUUCCGCAAACCCACGCGCGUGGGGAAGAUUUGACAGUGUCAUCACAGGUAAAAACGGUGCUUGUUUGCCAGCCUUCUGUGAUGAGCUGGUCCCGGAUGCCUACACUGCCUACGUGACAGCCAACAUUGGGGGAGAAGAACUGGAGGCAGCUCCGUCCAGCCCCAAACUGAAUCCCAAUGUUAUUGGCACGGCUCAGCCAUACCUAAGAAAGCUUGAGUACCGACGUACUGACCACGAUGACGAAAGGUUCAAGAAGACCGCUUUCAAGAUUAACUUAGCAAAACCAAAUGCGAACUCCCCAGAAGAAAUUGAUGGGCCAAUCUAUCCUUUUAAAAACCUCAAACAGUGUGAAGAUGCCCCUUACAAUGCUAAUCAUUUCAGAUUUUAUAGGGUGGAAGAUGACAAGUAUGAGUUUAAUACCGUUGCAUUCAACGAAAACGACUUGACAACCUGGAACGAAGAUUACCUGUCCUGGUGGCCGAAACCAAUGGAAUUUCGUGCCUGCUUCAUCAAACUGAAAAUCAAGAGCUCCGCGACCGUGAUGAUACGUUCCCGAAACCUUGGGGGCACUCACGUGGAGACAAUCGACAAACUCUACGGCAUUCGCGACAUCCGCAGCGUCCACACCAACCUCAAGGAGAACGUGUCUUCGGCAUGCAUGGAGUUCAAGUGCAGCGGCAUGCUCUUUGACGAGAAUCUCAUUGAUCGCACGCUGGUGGAGAUUUCGACGCAAGGCGACUGCCGCCGGGAGAACAUAAACGGCAUGCUCCAGGAGUAUCUGAUCAACCACCCACCGCACAAUGUCAACAACGAGACGCACGGCUUCAAAAUGUACGCGCCUCUGGAUCCGUUGGGACACAACUACGGCAUUUACACGGUCUCGGAUCAGGACCCCAAAAUCGCCAAAGAAAUCGCCCUCGGCCGGUGCUACGAGGGCUCGUCGGACAGCACGUCCCGCGUCAUGAAGCCCGACGUGGGAGUGGCGGUGACGUUCGCGUGCCGCGAGAGCAACGUGACGCGACAGAGCCUCUUCCAGCGCCUGCAGACGUCGCCGGCCGAGACCCUCGCCGAGAUGGGGCGCGAGAUGCGCGGCGGCCUCCCCGGGAGAACCCGGUUGGUGUCCAGCCGAGUUCAGGGCCGCGGUGGCCGGAGGCAGCAGCCGCAGCAGGCCAGGGCCCGACUCGUGAGCACGCGGAGAUUCCUGCAGAGGAAUCGGUCCGCUCAGUGAUCGCAAUGGCAUGGUGAACUCUACGACUGAAAGAUUGACAUGUGGAAAUGGAAAAAUAAAGCACCCCCCCCCCCCACGUCUUUUUAAACUAAGCCGUCUUGCAUUGCACGGGUGGGAAAUGUAUGGAUGGUUUACAGAGAUUGGAAGUUAUUGACAUACGAAGGAAAGAUUUUAAGGUUGUUGACAGUCUUACAAAUGCAUUGAAUGUAAAGGUAUUUUUGUUUGGAGAGCCGCAUGUGCAUUUGAUUAGCAUGAAACUAUUAGUGACUAUAUGAAUGAGUAUUUCCAAAAAAGUGGUUAAAACAUUACAAUGUGUGAGAAACAUAACAUUUUUAUUCGAAACGAAUUGAUUUUGCCAGUGUAUAAAUAACAAUGUGCACAUAUCGACAGCACUAUAUGAUUACACUGCUUUCUUUACAUGGUUUUUUUGUACUAAUUAAAUACAUAAAACAUUUCACAUUUCUGCUAACGUAUGCUUAAAUAACAUGAAGCAACUGCAAUUUGUUUGGCAGCUUAUAUUUAAAAUUUGCCCGCUAAUGCAAUAUCAUUCAAAACAUUUAAAUGUACAAUACUUAAACUGAGAAAGCAACUAAAUGUGUAAGUAGACAUGAAUUGAUGUGCACAUAAUCAUUACCACGGCAAAGGGUAUGCAGACCAUUGGAGUUAUCAUUGACUCCAAACUGUCUUUCUCUUGCCACGUUUCUCAACCUUAUUGCUCCAUCUGUGCAACAUCUUCGGCGUCUGCCAUUUCGACAUCUGCCAAUUUCUCAUACCAGCUCAUGCCAGCCGCUGCUGAGACCCUCAUCCAUGCCAUCACAUCCGAACUCGACUAUUGCAACUCUCUCCUCUUUGGCCUCCACAUAUCCCUCAUCACUAAACCCUAGACGAUUCAAAAUUCCACUGCCAGACUUCUCAACCGCACCCAUGAGCAAGACCACGGUAAUACAAGCUGCCGUGGGCCCCAUUUGCCACCUUCAAUAUCGUCCAUGGAUUCACCCUUGGCUCCCUCUGCUUUCUCAUUGCGCUCUACCCUCCACCAUGCACUUUCUAUCCCAAAGCUUUAUCUGCUAAAUGCCUCCAGUCAAACUUCGCUCAUUGUAAGAUUGCACAAUCUCCUCUGCUGGCUUCUUCGUCUGGGGCUCCCUAUCAUAAGCUAUAAACUGCCUGCUUCUGUUCAAUUCCAGCCUCUAGACCUUUAUUUAUUUUCCCCUAUGACCAACUGCACUCUCUUCAUAAAAUAAACACGCUCACUGCUUUUGUACAGUGUCUUAAUAUGGGGUUGAAUUUAGACACUAUACAAAUUCAAAGUGUAUUGCAGUAUUAUUUUAGUUUGAUAUUGAAUGAUACUGAACCUUUCAGUAAUGAUAAAUAUAGAAAAAAAUGUCAGGUAAUUAGCACUAAUAUGAACUGUUCAGAAAUAUGACUAUAUUAUUGGUACAUUAACAUUUUAAAUUUAUUUACAGGAACAUCGUAUGAAGAGAAAAUCAAGAGUGUUUAGCUUUGGUACAUAACGUUUAUAGACUUCAAUGAAAAGUUAAAUUUUACAACACAGACUGUACUUUGAAAUUGCAUGUCUGAAUUCAGUUUAAUGACAUGAACUAAAUGGGUGCUUCUCUUUUCGAAAUUAACUUAUUUCCACUUCGUAUUGUUUUUUAGAUACUAGAGAUGAAUGAUGUACCUAAAAUGAUGUGCAUUAAUUUAACCUGAAUAGGCUGAUGGAGUGUGUAUUAUCAUUUGAACAAUUUUACGUUUUUUUUUAAAGUGGAGAAACGUCUACAUACUUGGAGUCUGAAGGUUAAUAAAAAAUAUAUUUACUGAUGUUGUUUUAUUUUUUUAGAUUAGCUGUUUUAUGUACAUUUUUCUUUUGGUGGUUUAUGCAACAAAUAAGCACUUUCUAUAAAAGCCCAUGCUUGAAAAUUCAAAAGAACGCAGUUUACAAUGUAAACUUCUACAAAAAUAAAUACUAAAUUGACUGAAUAACUGCUUGAUAAACGAAAACCAGCUAUUGUUGUGUAUCUGCUGUGGUAUCUUAAAAUAUUACUAUUCACAAUAUACUAGACUAUUUCUAGACAUUUAAAUAGGGUUAAACUGGCCAUUAUAGGUGGCCAUUUAACACUAAUACCAGGUGUAAUAGUUUUUCUAUUACUACAAUUCCAUAAACAUUUGGUUGCUGUGAUGAUAGUGCAUUGGAAAUUCAAUGAUUUGCAAUCUAAAAAACUAUUUGCACGAUUUUUGGUCCCUUUUUAAUGUGUGCUUUAGGCAGGACACAUCCCCAGAACGAUUCAAAAUGAGCACAAUAAUUAAACCUGGAUUCCUAUUGGUAGCAAGCCUAUUUCUUUGUAACCAUCAUGACAACAUUGAAAUCAAAUGUAUUUCGUAAUACAUCAGGCUGUUAACACGAUCCUAAUGUUGGUAUGAAUACACCGCAUCUAUGCUUAAACCGUCAAAUUAUUUGAUUUGUAAUCUUGAAUGAGAUUUUCCGGGCAUUUCAGUUAAGUGCCAUCGUAUCUUUGAAGGUGCCGGCAGUUAUAAAACAUAUAGUAUUCUCUCAUUGCCUAGCUCGACAAGUAUUUUGUGUACUGUGUUUAACAUCGCAAACAAUGUGUGCAGUAAUGGAUAUUGCAUUAGUGUAAUGAGUUGAUUUGGAAAAUGUUGAUACUCUACAGCACAUAAAAUGUAAAACAAAAUCAUGGGCAUGCAAUGGAGACUCAAAGCUGUGUACAUAAAUCUAUGUACAUAAAACUGUAUUUACUUUAGUGUACAUACAUUAAUGCUGCAUGAUUUGACAGUCACGUAUUAGGUGUGGUCAUUUAAAUUAAAACAUGUGGAAUUUUUUUUUUGCAGAUGACGUUCACUCCAUUUGCCACAACCAAAAUAUGGUGACAUGUGGAUUGAUACGAUUUUUAACCCAUAUGAAAUACAGCAGUUUCAUCACGAACAAAUAAGUGAUUCACUAUGUCUGAGCUAUGUUUGGUUAAUAUGUAUAAAGGCUCAGUGUGGCCAA